AUGAUUGCCGAGUUCGACGAUGAUGGCGAACAGACAGUGUCAAUCAAUGAGUAUCUCCAGAGCAUCGAAGAAGAAGAGCAGGUAAAAACCUUAGGAGGCGGUUUGGUUUUGGGCGGAGAUGAAGGUGAUGAGUGUACCUAUUCUAAAGGUUACAUGAAGAGACAGGCAAUUUUCUCAUGCCUCACAUUCACUCCUGAUGGGAAUGCCGGAAUAUGCACUGCUUGUUGCUUGUCUUGCCAUGACGGACAUGAGAUUUUGGAACUCUGGACCAAGAGAAGUUUUAGGUGUGAUUGUGGAAAUUCCAAAUUUGGAGAGUUCUCGUGUAAACUUUUCCCAAAUGAGGAUGCAGAGAGUAGCGAGAAUUCAUAUAAUCACAACUUCAAAGGUGUCUACUGCACCUGCAAUCGUCCCUAUCCAGAUCCAGAUCGCCAGGAACAAGAAGAGAUGAUACAGUGCUGUAUGUGUGAGGACUGGUUUCACGAGGAGCAUAUCUGCCAAAGUUCUCCUGAUAAGGUUGGUAAGCUGGAUGCAUGUCCGACAGUUUCGUAUAAUGCUUAUUCUUCAUCAGGGUUUGCCUGA
This is a messenger RNA of Hibiscus syriacus, 579 nucleotides long. RefSeq names its product putative E3 ubiquitin-protein ligase UBR7. The transcript has 3 exons. Gene Ontology annotation, cellular component: cytoplasm. Bases 1 to 579 code for a protein of 192 amino acids. Gene Ontology annotation, molecular function: ubiquitin protein ligase activity; zinc ion binding. The record is from RefSeq and is a predicted model, not a curated record. Lineage: Eukaryota; Viridiplantae; Streptophyta; Magnoliopsida; Malvales; Malvaceae.